Messenger RNA from Pestalotiopsis fici W106-1, 513 nucleotides. Its product is annotated as DNA-directed RNA polymerase II subunit rpb7. NCBI's taxonomy places the organism in Eukaryota, Fungi, Ascomycota, Sordariomycetes, Amphisphaeriales, Sporocadaceae. Gene Ontology annotation, molecular function: translation initiation factor binding; single-stranded DNA binding; single-stranded RNA binding. The transcript has 4 exons. The record is from RefSeq and is a predicted model, not a curated record. Gene Ontology annotation, cellular component: P-body; RNA polymerase II, core complex. The coding region runs from base 1 to 513 and encodes 170 amino acids. Gene Ontology annotation, biological process: positive regulation of nuclear-transcribed mRNA poly(A) tail shortening; transcription initiation at RNA polymerase II promoter; positive regulation of translational initiation.
AUGUUCUUCCUCUAUACCCUCGAGCGGCGCGUGACGCUGCAUCCGUCCUACUUUGGCAAGAACAUGCAUGAGCUUGUCACGGGCAAGUUGCUGAAUGACGUCGAGGGUACCUGUACCGGAAGCUACUAUAUUAUUACCAUCAUGGACACCUUUGACAUCUCCGAAGGCCGGAUUCUGCCAGGUAGUGGGCUUGCCGAGUUCACUGUGAGGUACAAGGCGGUUGUUUGGCGACCCUUCAAGGGUGAGACGAUCGAUGCUAUCGUUGUCUCUGUGAACCAGCAUGGCUUCUUCGCCGAAGCUGGUCCUCUAAGGAUCUUUGUUAGCUCGCAUUUGAUUCCAAGCGAUACAAAGUGGGACCCCAAUGCUACGCCCCCCGAGUUCACCAACGGCGACGACUUGCACAUCAGGGUGGGAACGCACGUGCGUGUCAAGCUGUUGGGUACCCGAGCUGAGGUCGGCGAGCUGUGGGCCAUUGGCAGUAUCAAGGAAGACUAUCUCGGGGCUCUGGAGUAA